Messenger RNA from Laccaria bicolor S238N-H82, 3411 nucleotides. Its product is annotated as glycosyltransferase family 2 protein. Gene Ontology annotation, molecular function: chitin synthase activity. The coding region runs from base 1 to 3411 and encodes 1136 amino acids. Gene Ontology annotation, cellular component: cell septum; cell periphery. The record is from RefSeq and is a predicted model, not a curated record. NCBI's taxonomy places the organism in Eukaryota, Fungi, Basidiomycota, Agaricomycetes, Agaricales, Hydnangiaceae. The transcript is spliced from 4 exons.
AUGGCCCUUCGUUUUCAGUCCAACUACGAUUUUACUGAUGUCCCCAUUCCUACCACUCGACAACCCCCUCCCUCUGGCGCAACUAUACGUCGAGCAAAAACUCUCACAAAGCCAGAGCGUGGAGUCGCGCCUGUUCCUCUAAUAAAUCCACCAUCUCUUCCAUCUCCCUCCAGCCCUCUCGCAAAUCCCACUUACCAAGGUUCGACACCGUGGCGUAUAUUCUCUAGAAUAGUUUCCUUUUGGGCCCCAGACUUUCUUCUCAGUUCUCUCGGUGGUCUCAAAGAUAAGGCAGUUCGUCAGGCUUGGAGAGAGAAGAUUGCUUUAUGCUUCAUCAUCGCCCUCCUCUGUUGUGGUGUUGGCUUCGCGACAGUCGGUUUCCAAAAGGUGCUUUGUCCAGAGUCCGCCCAGUCAGAUCGUCGGUUUUCUCGCGUCGGCUCUUUGAAAGGUACCCUGGGUGUUCAAGGCCAUAUCUUCAAUGCUUCUUCCGCCAAAUCACCAACCGGCACUGACCUGCUCACCCUCGCAAAGUUCCCUGACCUCGACAUCACUUAUCUCUUUACCCGUGAUGCAUCUCAGUUCGCCGCCUGUAAUACUCUCACUUUUCGUAUCGCUCGAGAUGCCCCGUGUUCCACCGCGACCCCCUGCCCCCUUCCCGCAAUCAACGCUUCCUCAACCUAUCAGUCCCUCUCCCUCACAAAUACAGGCUUUCUUGCGGGCUAUUCCUGGGACCUCGUCACUUCUCUCCCAAAUUACUUUGUGCUUGACGGGGUCGUCCUCAACCUUGCACCCUACAUGCUCCUCCACCCAAAUGCCGUUCCAUCAGACAAUGUGGACACAGCCAUUCGCACCGUCAUGCGAUCCAGUACCAGCGGAAAAGAUGCCACUCGUUUGUUUUACAGUCGCGCAGACCUCAAAUCUGCAGUCCCGUGCAUCAAGCAGCGCUACUAUGCAGGGAACAUCGACAAAGUCACCCCAGGUUGCUUUGUCUCCAGUCUUUUUCUCUACGCAGGAUUAAUUGUCAUUCUUGGCCUCGUGUUUGUCCGUUUUGUCAUGGCCUGCGUCUUCAACUGGUUUCUUUCAGAGCAUCUGGCUGGCCCCCCAAACAGCCAGGAACUCAAUCGUUCCGCAAUUAGUCCAGCUGUCAUGCCAGAGGGUGCCAAUGUUUCCGUUGAUAACAGGAACGGCACUGCACCGUGGGCGGGUGGACAUAAAAAGCUGAACAAACCUGUUAAAUCUGGCCGCUCAAUCGCUUCCUCAUCCAGUGCGACCCUGACCAACUCGGAGAGCACCCCUAUCAUGAGCCUCGCCCAGAUCGGCGCCGAGCUAUUCGCCGUGUGCCUAGUAACAUGUUACUCGGAAGGCGAGGAAUCUCUUCGAACCACAUUGGACUCCAUAUCGACAACCACGUACUCUGACGCCAGAAAGCUGUUAUUUGUGGUUGCGGAUGGCAUGAUUACAGGCGCUGGCGAAAAGAGAAGCACGCCCGACAUCUGCGUUGGAUUACUCGAAGCAGAUCCCCGGUUUGGAAACCCUAUACCUAUGAGCUAUAAUGCCGUUGGCUCAGGCGGAAAGGCACAAAAUAGAGCUAUGGUAUAUGCUGGUCACUAUACUGUGGCUGGUUGUCGCACUCCGACUGUUAUCGUCGUCAAAUGUGGCACGGAGGCAGAAGCCGCGACCGACAAGAAACCUGGCAAUCGUGGAAAGCGGGACAGCCAGUUGAUUCUCAUGAAUUUUUUCUCUCGCGUCACGUACAACGAUCGUAUGACUCCUCUUGAUUUUGAUUUAUUUCGCAAGAUCCAUAUCCUCAUGGGCGUUACACCUGACUUUUUCGAAGUUUGUCUCAUGGUGGACGCUGACACCAAAGUAUUCCCCUCGUCGUUGGGACAUCUAGUCAAUUGCAUGCACCACGACCAGAUGAUUAUGGGAGUUUGUGGAGAGACAAGAAUAGCAAAUAAACGACAAUCUUGGGUCACUGCAAUCCAGGUCUUUGAGUAUUUCAUCUCCCAUCAUCUUGCCAAGGCUUUUGAAUCCGUCUUUGGCGGCGUUUCUUGUCUUCCUGGUUGCUUUUCCAUGUUUCGUUUGAAGGCUCGAAAAACAUCUGGAGAUGACUGGAUUCCCCUCAUCAUCAAACCCGAGAUUGUGAAGGAGUACAGUCAGAAUGAAGUGACCACACUUCACCAAAAGAACUUAUUGUUGCUUGGUGAAGAUCGCUUUUUGACUACCAUUCUUCUUCGGACGUUUCCCAAUAGGAAAAUGAUGUUCUUACCUCAAGCAAGGUGCAGAACCAUUGUUCCCGAUACUUUUUCCAUCCUUUUGUCUCAACGUCGCCGAUGGAUCAACUCUACAAUCCACAAUCUGAUGGAACUUGUCCUUGUUCGCAAUUUAUGUGGAACAUUCUGUUUCAGCAUGCAGUUCGUUGUCUUUAUGGAUCUCCUUGGAACAGUUGUCCUCCCCAUCGCCAUCACACUGACGUAUUCCUUGAUUGUUGGCAUCGCACUAAAGCCGCCAAAGUCGUUUGAGGAGGCAAUUCCGCUCAUGCUCCUUGUUGCGGUCCUGGGUCUUCCAGCAGUGUUGAUUCUUAUCACGACAAGGAAGGUGGUUUAUGUGUUUUGGAUGUUGAUCUACCUCCUGGCUUUGCCGAUAUGGAAUUUUGUGUUGCCUUUGUAUGCGUUUUGGCAUUUCGAUGAUUUUUCCUGGGGUGAGACAAGGAAAGUUGAGGGUGAGGCGAAGGAUGAAGGUCAUGGCGACGGAGGUGGUCGUGUAACCGCGCCUGCAGUUCCAAUGCGACGAUGGGAGGAUUGGGAGCGAUCAAGACUGAGGAAGUUGAAGCGUGAAGAGAGACGCAGGAGAGAUUUCGAGAGAUCACAUCCUUCGGGAUACUUUUCUGGUGACCGGGACUUUCUUUCUGCCCCAGACACCCGAAGCCAGUAUGAUGGAUCAGAUACUUUCUCGCUUAACUCUUCGGAUGACGAUCAUUGGGGCACGCAGAUCGGUGGUUACAAUGAACAUAAUGCGCAAUUCCCUCCACCUCCUGUUGGGCUUUCGCUUCCUCCUGGUGAUGCUUUAGAAACAGCGAAGACUUUGGACGGUGCUGAGUUGGAGGCCAUGCUGGAAAUGGGUUUCGACGGUCAAUCAACACCACCAGUUUCGACAUAUGCGCCACGAUUCCAAUUGACAGACGGGUCGACGACGCAACUGAUGAACGUGAGCGGUAACGGAUAUUCACCGCUAUCAAGGUCUGGGUCGCCGGGUCUUAACUAUCCCCCAAAUGCAUUGUCCCCUACCUCGCCCACGAUCAAUAUGAGCGGGGAGGGACGUGGCUGGUCUUCGGCUAAUAUGUCCCCUGGUGACAACGGACUUUCAGAGCGGUACGGCCCGUUGGGUCCACUUGACCCAUCUGCAAAGUUUUGA